Lathyrus sativus (Indian pea) is the source of this 1686-nucleotide messenger RNA. The record is from the annotation of a GenBank genome assembly. Lineage: Eukaryota; Viridiplantae; Streptophyta; Magnoliopsida; Fabales; Fabaceae.
AUGGGUGUUUCCUUCAAGGUCUCGAAAACUGGCUCCAGGUUUUGCCCCAAGCUUCUUCCCUCUUCUCUUCAACCUUCCCAGGAUGACCAAUCCCAUAGUUCCAGGGCUCCGAGUGAUCUUGUUGAGGCAGGUGAAAACAUUGCUGGAAUUUCCAAUUCAUCCAUUUCGCCUGAAACUGUUUCAUUAGCAGAGAGGGAAGCUUCUUUUAUGUUGAAUCUGUUCCCAGAUGGUUAUUCUAUUGGAAAACCCUCGGAGAAUGGUGCUGCAAAUCAGUCAUUUCCGAAGUUGUUACUACCUUAUGAUAGAUCAUCCGAAACCCUUUUCUUGGCGAUCGAGUCAGGUCACUUGCCUGGGGAUAUUCUGGAUGAUAUACCUGCCAAAUAUGUUGAUGGGGCACUUAUAUGCGAGGUGCGUGAUUAUCGAAGGUUCUCUUCUGAAAAGGGAGCUGGCAUGGUAUCCACAGAUAGUUCCCCGACUAUUGAUAAAGUAUGCCUCAAGAUGUCAUUGGAAAAUAUUGUGAAGGAUAUCCCAUCUAUUACUGAUAAAUCUUGGACAUAUGGUGAUCUAAUGGAAGUUGAAUCGAAGAUACUGAAAGCAUUAAAACCAAGCCUUCAUCUAGAUCCUACUCCAAAGUUGGAUAGGCUGUGUGAAAGUUCAGUUCCAACAAAGCUUAAUUUGCAGAGAAAGCGAUUAAGGAAUAUCCCAGAGUUUACUGUUACUUCUAGUAAUAAAACCCAUGGGAAAAAGGUAUGCAUUGAUAGAGUACAAGAGAACUCAAAUAGCAGGUUGGGUGAUCCAGGAAUCACUACAUCUAAUGCUACUGGGCAACAGACUCUUGAAAAUCAAGCAAUGCAAAAUCUUAACUCAAGCUUUGCCAUGGCCAUGAGAUCUAAGAAUAUUAUGCCAGAUUCUUCUAUCCCUGGAUUUUCUAUGAUGUCUCAGCAAUCAAGAUAUCCAAUGACUGUUGGAACUCCAAGAAGCUUGCAGGAGCAUGGAUCAAUAUCUGGUAUUAAUUCAUCCGGGGCUUCUCCUGCUGCCCAAGAUGUCAUGAUUUCCUAUGCUGAUAAUCCAAACGCAAGUGUAUCUCUUCAUGCAAAAAGAGAGUAUCCGGAUGGACAAUCAUCACCUUUAUCAAAUAUUGCAAAGAGAAUGAGGUCUGCUUCCACAGGUGUUGAUGCAAUGCAGCAGCAGCAAUUAGGCUCACAUGUUGACGCACUUCAAGGAUUAGAUAUGAACUGGCAGAAUACACUAUUACAACAACAAGCAAUAGCCAGGGGUAUUCAGUAUAACAGUAGUGGCAUUCAGAAUUUUCCCCGGCAGGUUUUUGAAGGAGGGUUAAAUCAAGAAACUGGGGCUAUUCAAUUUACUUCUGGUCACCAGGGCAUGAGAUUAGUUGCCAAGGAAGAACAAUUUGAAAUGGAAAGAAUAGAUGGUGCAGGGAUAAAUCGAAAUAAAAGUGAGUGGAAGAUGGGGGAUGUGUUGGAGGAAGAAAUUAGAGUGAUCAAUAAUACAGUGGGGCCUAAGGAACAUGUUAUUUGUGCUUUAUCUGGCGGUGUUGAUUCCACUGUUGCUGCUACUAUAGUUUAUAAAGCUAUUGGGGAUAGGCUUCAUUGUGUUUUUGUUGACAAUGGCUUGCUCAGAUCGAUUUCUCACAAAGCUAAAAGGUGUGACGGAUCCGGAAGUUAA